Periconia digitata is the source of this 1163-nucleotide messenger RNA. The record is from the annotation of a GenBank genome assembly. Lineage: Eukaryota; Fungi; Ascomycota; Dothideomycetes; Pleosporales; Periconiaceae.
UUCCUUGAGACUACUGGUACGAAUCAAAGAUCCUUCGUCAGACCUGAAAGAUCCUCGAGACUACUGAUACGAAUCAAAGAUCCUUCGAAAGUUCUAUCAAACUUCGCCACAGUCGUGUCACUGUGUGCCAAAGUCCCUCACAUCAUUCUUGAGCCCGUUAUCUCUGUGCAACCUUUCUGGAUAUUGCCCAAGCCGAUAUCAAUCAUCCUACAAAAAAAGCUUUCAAAAUUUGCAUCAUCUGCACCAUGACUUCCAUGCAGCAAGAUCAUGUCGUCCUUCUUGUGGAUACAUCUUUCUUUGAGAACCUCCCAGCCUGGGUGACUGACAACUUUACAGUCACCCCUGGCGGCUACCACGACGGCCAGGUAUCUCGCAACAAACUCGUCAUCUUUGCCGACGGCAGCUACUUGGAGUUUUUCAACUGGUACGACACACCACCAUCUCUCGACAACGAGAAGCUAUCCAUGAGAUUCUGGGGACCCAAGAAACCAGGCCUGAUCGACUUUGCCAUCACUUCCACACGCCAAACUGCCGAGCAAUCGGUCGAAGCCGUCAACCAGCACUUACGCGAUGUCCCCGGACGCGAUGCAGAUCUCGGCGUCAAGUUCGGCACGCCCAUCCCCGGCUCACGCAAGAAAGCGGACGGCGUGGAAAUCAAGUGGAAAGUGACACGCCCGGACUUUUCCACGGGCGCGAAGACGCCUGGUCCAGAGCUGUUCGCCGACGGCAGGAUCGAUGUCCCGUUCUUCUGCCACGAUGUCACCCCGCGAACAGACAGAGUCCCGAGUCACGACCAGAACAAGACAACACAUCCCUGUGGAGCCACCGGCAUUGCUGCCUGCGAGAUCCUGGUCCCCAAGCAUCUACUGGCCGAAUAUACUCUGGUGUAUUCCAAGAUUCUGGGCUUGCAGCCGGAAACUGCCGCUGGGCUGAGCUCGCACUCCCUCGAUAUUGGUGUGCCCCAGGGCUCUUCUCGCUCCGUCGUGGUGGUGCGCGCUGCUGAGACUGAGCAGGACGUUAGGCGUAUGCAGGAGCGGGGAAUCGGGUUCUCCGAUUUGGUAAUAGCUGUUAAGCCUGAUGGCUCUGGUCGCGAGACGAGGCGCUCGCUGGGCUCCGCUGGUAUCGAGUCCACCAUCUGGCUGGAGGGUUCAGGCGGAGCUUGA